CUCCUUUUAGGCGCUUGUACUGAACCCUGCAGGUUACAACGUUGCAACAUUGAGCACACACAGACGAAUUCACACACUGUGUACAUCACAGCAAACACUCGCUAAACAUGUCCUACAGAGGCGAACGAGGACGGGGUGGUUUUGACAGAGGGAGGGGAGGACGAGGAAGCCCUAGUGACCGGGGACGGAAUUCACCCUCUGGCUUUCGUGGCGGUGACCGUGGCGGUAGGGGUGGCGGUGGUGACCGUGGUGGUCGAGGUUUCGACAGGGGCGGUGACCGUGGUGGUGGUCGAGGGUUCGACAGGGGCGGCGACCGUGGUGGCGGUCGAGGGUUCGACAGAGGCCGUGGAAGGGGCUUUGGUGCUCCCAGAGAACAAGGCGGAGUAUUUCUCCAGGGCCAACCAGCUACCGUCGACGCUCGAAUAGCUGACGACUCCGACAAGGCGCUUGUCGCUAGUUUACGAACCACACAGCUCGGGAAUGACCCUGACAGCAUGCCCUUGCGUCCAGACUUUGGUAGCGCUGGGGUCCAAAUCAAACUUCGCACCAAUUUUUUUCCUGUGCGCGUUCCCAAGGGACCACUUUAUGAAUAUGACGUAUCAAUCACCCCUGCAGCUGGAACAGCUAUACGUCGUGUCAAGCGUCGUAUAUUCCAGCUUGCAGAACAGACUACUGAGUGGCAACAAGCUGGGAUGCGUAACGCCGUUGCACACGACAGCAGCUCAAAGCUUAUAUCGGCUCGUGUUCUGGCACAGCCUCUCACCAUCAAAGUUCCCUAUUACGACGAGGACCCAACUGGGCCUCCGGCACCGGGUGGUAAAGAGUACACGCUCGCAAUUAAAUUUAUCCAGGAAAUAAAUACACAGGAUCUCAUGAGUUACUUGAACGGGGAUGGCCAAUAUCGGAACUACAACAUCCUUCCCGUUAUUUCCGCGCUGAAUCUCAUUCUUGCCGCGCAUCCAUUGCGCAGUGGUAUCAAAGUUGGUCAAGACCGCUACUUCUUCCGCUCCGCUGCUCCUCCAUCCAAUCUCGGCGGUGGUUUAGAAGCAUGGAAGGGCUUCUAUUCCUCCGUGCGCCCAUCUCAUCGUCAGCUGAUGGUGAACGUCAAUGUCUGCACCACAGCGUUCUAUACCCCUGGAAAUCUUGCGGUGCAGAUGGUGGCCUUCAGUAAUUCCAGUUUCGGCGCACGAAUGGAAGCAUUCUGUAAAAGCGUCAGAGUCAAAGCUACCCAUCUUGGCUACCGAAAGACCGUUAAGGGUCUUGCCCGCCAGAACGCACGCCAAUACACCUUCUCGUGCGACGAACUUGGAGGACAAGUCUCAGUGGAGCAGUACUUCUUGCAGAAAUAUAAGAUUCGCCUGCAGCACCCUGACCUACCUCUUGUUGAUGUCGGGGGGCAGAAGAAGAACUACCUGCCAGCCGAAGUUUGCGAAAUCCUUCCUGACCAGCCUUUCCGUGGCAAACUUACGGAUGAGCACACUGCAUCUAUGAUUACAGUCGCGUGCCAACCACCCAAUGUCAAUGGCAACGCUAUCGUGAACAGCGGUCUCGCUGAGCUCGGGUUUACAAACCCAGGUCCCACACUCAACGCGUUUGGCGUAUCCAUCGGGCCCAACAUGGCAGUAGUACCCGGCCGGAUCCUCCCGAGACCUGGUCUCAAGUAUGCCAACAAUGUGUCGCCCGCAGUCGAUGACCGAGCCUCGUGGAAUCUGCGGAACAUUCGUUUUGCUGUGGGCGCACGCUUGGAGAAGUGGGCUGUCCUACUCAUUGGCGAUCGUAAUUCCAGAGACGAGUUUCAGGGACCUCAAGACCCUGCCCUCCGUGAUGUUAUCACCGGGUUUAUGGGCAUGUGCAGGAAUAGCGGGAUUGCCGUAUCAAAUGAACAACCCCAGGUUGCAGCCGCAAACCUCCCACCACCAGAUAGAAGUGAUCCGCUUAGAAAGAUGGCUAUCAAUGUUAUACGUGAAAGGCUGAUACAGCUGCGGCCAAAGCCUUCCAUGGUGCUCGUGAUGCUAUCAAGCGGCGACAAGAACAUUUACGAAGGACUAAAGCACCUAUGUGACGUCUACCUCGACGUCGCUACUGUGUGUGUACACGUUGCCAAGAUUAGGAAGGAGAAGGGACAACCGCAGUAUUUCGCAAACGUGGCCUUGAAGGUGAACAUGAAAAUGGGCGGUGUCAACCAUAAACUCGAUGAAAACACGGGUCGGUGGCUCUCCGGCGAGCCAACGAUGGUUGUCGGAAUGGAUGUAACCCAUCCUGGUCCUGGAAGCGCAAGAGGAACUCCCUCGAUUGCCGCGGUAGUUGCAAGCGUGGACAAUCACUUCGCUCAAUACCCUGCAAGUCUCGAAAUCCAGGAGUCGCGGAAAGAGAUGAUUACCAACCUCAAGGACAUGAUGGUCGCGAGGCUUCAACUUUUCAAGCAGCACAGCAAAGUACUGCCUAAACGCGUACUGGUUUAUCGUGAUGGCGUGUCCGAGGGACAAUUCAAUAUCGUCCGAAUGGAGGAGCUCCCGGAGAUAGUGAAAGCCUUCCAUACCUUCGAUCAGCCAAAGAAGCCUUAUCGGCCAAAGCUGACUAUUGUGAUUUGUGGCAAGAGGCAUCAUACCAGGUUCUAUCCCACAGAAGGGAAGGAUGCUGCAAAUGACGGCAACCCAAAGCCUGGAACAGUAGUUGAUCGUGGGGUCACAGCAGUAUAUGACUUUGACUUCUUCCUCCAAGCCCAUGGCGGUUUGCAGGGUACGACGAAGCCGACCCACUACUACGUUGUCCACGAUGAAAUAGGCUUCGGAGCAGAUGGUCUUCAGGGCCUUACGAAUGCCCUGAGCUACAUGUUUGCGCGCGCCACUAAGGCCGUAAGCCUUGUAUCCCCCGCAUAUUACGCUGAUGUGGCGUGCGAGCGUGGGCGAUGCUACUUGAGGAAGCUCCUCCAGGGCCAGAUUGGGGAUGGCACAACGGCCAGCGGUAGCACCAACGAACAAGAUGUCAUGAAAGAAGCACAGGCACUCUGGCGUACUGGUGUCUCCAAGAGCUUGAAGGACACCAUGUUUUACUUGUGAACCGUGCGCAUAUACUUUUAUUUUGACUACUGAUUGCCAUGGGCUCGUUCAUUUCUGUACUGAUAGCCAUCCCUGUCUCGUCUUCUGUUGUACUCUUAAAUUGCUUGGUUUCCUGGCCAAUUAGAUGGCUUCCAGCCAUGUUUGCUGUAGUUGUUUAGAUAUGAAAACUGAUGGAUCUCCUGUAAUACUAUAUGAACUGUAUCUCGUUGAAGCUAUAUAUUUUCUUGCUCUACCCCCUC
Messenger RNA from Suillus clintonianus, 3298 nucleotides. Its product is annotated as Piwi domain-containing protein. The transcript is spliced from 8 exons. The record is from RefSeq and is a predicted model, not a curated record. Lineage: Eukaryota; Fungi; Basidiomycota; Agaricomycetes; Boletales; Suillaceae. Gene Ontology annotation, molecular function: RNA binding; protein binding. The coding region runs from base 108 to 3059 and encodes 983 amino acids.